Uranotaenia lowii is the source of this 1485-nucleotide messenger RNA. RefSeq lists its product as uncharacterized. The transcript has 7 exons. The coding region runs from base 1 to 1485 and encodes 494 amino acids. NCBI's taxonomy places the organism in Eukaryota, Metazoa, Arthropoda, Insecta, Diptera, Culicidae. The record is from RefSeq and is a predicted model, not a curated record.
AUGAAUUCUAAAGUGCAAAUCCUCGAGAUUCAAAAUCUCGAUUUAGAUCUAUAUCGAUUGCUCCGGUCUUUUGGGAUGUCCGAUGAGGGCAUAACCAUUGUUAUGGAUAGCAAAUACGACAUUCAAAGUUUAAAGCAAAUUGAGCGCCAUAAACUGGAAGGUUUGUUACCUUCACCGUACGAUUUAGAUCGGGUCAAAUGCAUCCGAGGUCUGAACCGAUGGAGAAUUUCCCAGGAAUUGACACCAUUCUCGCAAAAUGACUACAAAUCGGAUGAGCUAGAUUUUGAGGAUACCGAGAGUACAGGAGCUUUCCUCGCAACAGAUGGUUCUCCAAUCCAAACACAAACAAAAUUCAACUAUUCGAACAAUUUAAGUGCCUUGGAAUACAUUGAACUGGACUUGGAGGCAUCUGGAACUCCAGUCGACGAGGUAUCGGUCGAUCUCAUACCAGGAUCAUCAGUAAUAAAAAAAUCGCUGUACACAUGGUUUCGCCCAACGUUCGAAGUCAAAGCAGAUGGAACGAAACGACAUAUAGGGAAGUACGCUAAAGGAACUCUAUACGAUCGCAACGUGAACUAUAAACCCAUUGCUACUCAGAAUCGUCGUUUGAAUAUCAUCAAACCCGUCGAACCAAUCGUCAUUUGUAGAAGGGUUUUUACUCCAGCUAUAAAGGAGGCAUACAAAGAAACCAAAUUAUGGUUUCGCCACCACGAAGAAGACUGGGAACAGCUCAAAACUAGAUGGAUUAGCUCCAGUGACAUACGAACUUACGAAAUAUUAAACAAACCUGAAAGAACCAUCGAAGAUAUUUUAUACGAAUAUCCCAUUUUGAGGAAUCCACAAGCUUAUGGAUUAAUUCAAAUUGAUUUUCAAUUUCGAUUUCCCAACAAAGAAGAAUUGUUGUUUCAGACGUGGCCUGGUAUAAUAAAAAAACUGUAUUCAGUAUUCGAAGUUGACGUUCUUGAUAAUGGAGGUAAAAGCCUUCUAAGGAUUCUCGAAAAGGAAACUAUCAGCGAUGACAGUCGUGAUUGCAUCAUUUUCACGCUUCUAACAUACCUUCUACCCAGUCCCAUGGUAUGUUUGAAAAAAGGUUUAAAGCGUUGGCGGCCGACAUUCGCAGAAACAAGAGAAGCGUAUUUAAUGUUUCUCACCGAUCUCUCGGAGGUUGAAGGGUACAUUGAAAGAUUGUCAACACGCUACCAACAGAGGAAUCUCCAGCCGAAACCGCUUCUGAUAGCAGUUGGCCCCAGCAUCAGUUGCUGCUUGAAAUUUAUUGUUUAUUUUCAAGAAACGUAUUACGAAUUUCGAACAUUUCUGAAGGCGUUAGACAUCUGCUAUAAACUUUUCAAAACGUAUGGAUUGAAUUUCCCGGAAGAAGCUUCUGGACCCUGGAAUUUUUUGGACCAUUGCAUUUAUGAUUUCGAGGUGAAUUCCAUUCCGUGGGAAUCGAAAAUAAUCUCGUUGAAGCAAUAUCUUCAAAAUUAA